Andrographis paniculata is the source of this 1770-nucleotide messenger RNA. Its product is annotated as phospholipase A1-Igamma3, chloroplastic. Gene Ontology annotation, biological process: lipid metabolic process. The transcript has a single exon. Lineage: Eukaryota; Viridiplantae; Streptophyta; Magnoliopsida; Lamiales; Acanthaceae. The coding region runs from base 78 to 1607 and encodes 509 amino acids. The record is from RefSeq and is a predicted model, not a curated record. Gene Ontology annotation, molecular function: glycerophospholipase activity.
GGAAAAAGCUUACUAGUUAUAAAUAACAGUAAGUAGGCAUAGAUGGAUCCAUCGAUGAUCACACCGGCCAGUCUCCCAUGGCUUCCAUUAGUAUUACUACCAUCAAUUCUCAUCCCACACUUGUUCCCCAAACCCAACGCCUUCCAAAACCAUCAUCCAACCAAAACCUCUUCGUCUUCUUCUUCCCCAAAUCCAAACCUAAAUCAAUUUCAAUUUCAUCCAAUUUCAAUUGCACCGCCAUAUCCACCCUCCAGAAGAACACGGACCACCAAAACCAAGACGAAGAAGAAGAAGACGAUGAUGAUGACGAAACAACCCUAAGUGAAAUCUGGCGACAAAUCCAGGGCGAAAACCACUGGGAAAACCUGCUAGAUCCAACCCUGAAUCCCCACCUCCGGCGAGAAAUCAUCCGUUACGGCGAGAUGGCCCAGUCCUGCUACGACUCCUUCGACUUCGAUCCCCACUCCAAAUACUGCGGCACCUGCAAGUACCAGCCCUCCGAUUUCUUCCGCCGCCUGUCCAUGGCGGAUCGCGGCUACACCCUCACGCGCUUCCUCUACGCCACCUCCAACAUAAACCUCCCAAACUUCUUCCAGAAGUCCAAACUGAGCAGCGUCUGGAGCCAGCACGCCAACUGGAUGGGCUACGUCGCCGUCGCCACCGACGAAGACGAGAUCCGCCGCCUCGGCCGCCGCGACAUCGCCAUCGCAUGGCGGGGCACCGUCACCUACCUCGAAUGGAUCCACGACCUCAAGGAUAUACUCCACCCGGCCCAUUUCCGCGACGACCCGUCCAUCAAAAUCGAAUCCGGGUUCUUCGAUCUCUACACCACUAAACAAACCGCCUGCAACUACUGCUCCUUCUCCGCCAGGGAACAGGUCCUGGCGGAGCUCCGGCGGAUCCUGCGCCGCUACAGCGGCGAGGAAUUGAGCAUCACCGUCACCGGACACAGCCUCGGCGCCGCCCUCGCCCUCCUCAGCGCUUACGACAUCGCCGAGAUGAAAUUGAACGUCGCCGGAGAUUCGAAAAUCCCCGUCACUGUUUUCUCCUUCUCCGGCCCCCGCGUCGGAAACCUCCAUUUCAAGGAACGCUGCGACGAAUUAGGGAUUCGUGUUCUGAGAGUGAUCAACGUGCACGACAAGGUCCCGGCGGUCCCCGGAAUCAUAACGAACGAGAAAUUCCAGUACCAGAAGUACAUCGAGGACGCCAUAGCCUUCCCCUGGAGCUACGCCCACGUCGGCGUCGAGUUCGCCAUGGAUCAUACGAAAUCGCCAUUUCUGAAGAGCACGAAGGACAUGAGGUGCGCGCACAACCUGGAAGCUCACCUGCAUUUGGUGGACGGGUACUGUGGGAAGGGGAAGAAGUUCAGGGCGGCGUCGGGGAGGGACAGGGACGUGGCGCUGGUGAACAAGAGUUGUGAUUUUUUGAAGGAGGAGUACGGAGUGCCGCCGUACUGGUGGCAGGAGGAGCACAAGGGGAUGGUGAGGGGCGCCGGGGGGCGGUGGGUGUUGCCGGAGAGGCCGCGGGUGGAGGCGCAUCCGCCGGACACGGCGCACCACUUCGAAGAGGUAAUCAAGUACGCGGGAGUGAAGAUACAGGCGUAUUGAAUUGAUUUGAUUUGAUUGAUUCCACCAUGAAAGUGGGUGAGGGUGUAAUUUUCUGUAGCCUUUUUUUUUUUUUUUAGUAAAAUUAGGGCAGGGUGUGUUGUGUAGUGGUGACCAAUUUGAUGUAAAAUUUGGAUCUGCAAUAAGGUACAGUUUGGGAUUUGGA